Molecule: messenger RNA, 781 nt
Organism: Daucus carota subsp. sativus
Lineage: Eukaryota; Viridiplantae; Streptophyta; Magnoliopsida; Apiales; Apiaceae
Product: putative germin-like protein 2-1
Exons: 2
Coding region: 79-726 (215 amino acids)
Cellular component (GO): cell wall
Molecular function (GO): manganese ion binding
Source: RefSeq, a predicted model, not a curated record
AGAUUUAUAUACAUUUCACUAAUAAUCACAAACUUUCAUCUCUCUGUUCAUACAAACUUCACACCAAUUCGAAUAGGCAUGGCAAAAUUGAUUGUCUUGGUAGGGCUUCUUGCUCUUUCGUUCUGCGUUGCCAUGGCAGCUGACCACAGUCCACUGCAAGAUUUUUGCGUCGCUCAACCAAACAGCCAAGUGCUUUUAAAUGGAUUAGCAUGCAAGAAUCCGAGCACGGUUCAAGCCAGCGACUUUUCUUUCAGCGGACUUCAUAUAUCAGGCAACACAAGCAAUGCAGUUGGCUCGAGAGUAACUCCUGUGGCCGCAACUCAAAUUCCAGGACUAAAUACACUAGGUAUCUCCCUUGUCCGCAUUGAUUAUGCUCCAUGGGGCCUCAAUCCUCCUCACACACAUCCUCGUGCCACUGAAAUCUUGACCGUCAUGGAAGGCAGCCUUGAAGUUGGAUUCGUCACCUCAAAUCCUGACAACCGAUUAAUCUCAAAGAUUCUGAACAAGGGUGAUGUGUUUGUCUUCCCCAUUGGUCUCAUUCAUUACCAAAGAAACAUAGGAAAGGACAAUGCCAUGGCUAUUGCAGGUCUUAGCAGCCAAAAUCCAGGAGUCAUUACCAUUGCAAACGCGGUGUUUGGUUCCAAGCCAGCUAUAUCAAGUGAUAUACUUGUCAAGGCCUUCCAGGUGGACAAGAGGGUCGUCUCCACGAUUCAGUCCAAGUUCUAGAAGAUUUCGUUUGAUGAUUAACAGAUUCUUUUAUUUGAAUUGCAUUAUUAUUUUU